CACACUGUUUUUUGUGCGUCGUAUUUUAGAAACGCCGGGAAACGCUGUUCUUUCCAUUUCUCAACUUAUUGCAAUUGCGCCAUAAACACACAUAAGUUACAAGAUGUCGGGAACAACACAAAAGCACAGGAACUUCGUAGCUGAGCCAAUGGGCGAUAAAUCUGUUACAGAAUUAGCUGGAAUCGGCGAGACGCUUGGUGGUCGCUUGGCCGACGCGGGCUUCGACAAAGCAUACACAGUUCUAGGUCAGUUCCUGGUAUUGAAGAAGGACGAAGAGCUCUUCAAGGAAUGGAUGAAGGAUGUGUGCCAUGCCAGCUCAAAGCAAGCGUCCGAUUGCUACAAUUGUCUCAAUGACUGGAGCGAGGAGUUCUUGUAAAAUGACCUUUUCUAUGCACGGACGCACCGGAGAAGAGUUUCAACAAAUUCAUACAAAUAUUCUCCACAAUAUAAAAUUAGUGUUGUCCACAAAUAAUCUUAAGGUAUCAUAAUAUAUAGCAAUUGUUAAUUUGAAGGUUAACUUUGCAAUAACUGUACAUGUAUUGGGCAUUGUAAAUUCACAAAAAAAAACCAACUAAGCAUUAAAUUAAUAAGCCUCGUGGUUAUUUAGAAAUACAACAAAUCGCAUUUAAUUCGAGAAUGUUUGAAAAUGAAAUUCGAUAAAUUAAUUGAUUUCCUGACCUUUGAAUACAUCGCAGAACAUAAAUCGAUAAUAAAAAGAGUGCUAGAACGACCAAUGCUUAUGGUUACCGGACUUGAAAAAGAGUAAAUAGAAAUAGUAAAUGCGUUUACGGUGGAAAUAAAUGGUUUUACUCGUUGUUUGAGAAAGGUAUAUAUGGUGUAAAAAUUAUAGCUGCAACGAAAUAAAUAUAUAAAGGAAUCGAAAUUAUUUACUUAUUUUGGUAUAUCUCGGCAUCAUACCAUACAUUUUACAAACUUAACUUGCGGUCACACUAUAACACAGGUGUUAAAGAAUACAGUGAGCCUCAGAUAUAGUCAGCAAUCUAAAAAACACUCGACGGCAAAUUUUAAGAACAAGACCAAUUAACGUGUCCAACGCCAUCGAGUGAAAUUUAUCGAUCAAGUGUUACAACUAAAAGCAAUAACAGAGACAACACCAACAACAACACGGCUACACCAGCAGAACAACGGCGUCUAUUAAAAGCAAACAACAGGAUCAGGAUCAAGCAGAAAAGCCAGCAAGUCACAACCAGAACAAGAACAACAAC
Messenger RNA from Drosophila sulfurigaster albostrigata, 1226 nucleotides. Its product is annotated as barrier-to-autointegration factor. The record is from RefSeq and is a predicted model, not a curated record. The coding region runs from base 104 to 376 and encodes 90 amino acids. The transcript is spliced from 3 exons. Gene Ontology annotation, molecular function: DNA binding. NCBI's taxonomy places the organism in Eukaryota, Metazoa, Arthropoda, Insecta, Diptera, Drosophilidae.